Anthostomella pinea is the source of this 675-nucleotide messenger RNA. Lineage: Eukaryota; Fungi; Ascomycota; Sordariomycetes; Xylariales; Xylariaceae. The record is from the annotation of a GenBank genome assembly.
AUGGCGCCGAAAGACGAGAAACAGUCCCUGACGCAUGACCUGCUGUCGCGCGCCCACAGUCCAGACAGCACAAAUCGAAUAUACUCGGAAAAGAUCCAACAUCGACCUCUAUUCCUCAAGCCGAGCUCCCCACCCCCGUCCAACGCGCGAGAUGCCAGACGGAAAGCCCGCAAGGACAAGCAGAAGCGCGCGAAUGCAUUGGAACCAAAACCCCUAUCUGCGCGACAGCGACGCAGUCUCGGGUUCUACUAUGUCCCAAAGACGGGCCAAAAAUACUCCAUAUACGAGCCCCUCAACAAGCUAUGGCUUGGGUACAUCCGAGAGAUACUUGGAAACGAUGUCUACGCCGGCGGACAGAGUGCGGGUGCCAAGUUGAGCGCUGCCGACUUCCACGGCGCCGAAGUCGAGGUCGCGAGGAGUAUCUGUCCUAGUCGCGUCGGCAUCCGCGGCAUUAUUAUCAAGGAUUCGAAAUCCACCUUCGAAUUCAUCACGAAGCAUGACAAGAUCAAGACUGUGCCGAAGGAGGGAACUGUAUUUCGAAUCGACGUCCCAGCGCAAGAAGCCAAGGAAGACCAGGGACUCUUCAGCUUCGAGAUAUAUGGCGAACAGUUCCAGCUGCGGUCCGCCGAUCGUGCGAACAAGAAGUUCAGGGCUCAUUAUUUGGACAAGCUGUGA